UAGUGUACCAGAAGCAAAGAUACCUGCAUCUCUAAGUUGUAGACUAUACAAACAUGCAGCAGACAUGGGUCUGUUUCAGAAGCUCGCUUUUUUCUUGGGUAUUAAGAAGAAGGAGGUGAAUGUGGUUGUGAUCGGAUUGAAUAAUAGUGGUAAAAGUACGGUUAUUAAUCAUUUUAAAAAUGAAGAGGAACGAAUCGACAAAAUGGAAAUUGUGCCAACUGUUGGGUUCAGCGUUGAACGUUUUCAGAAUCAAAACUUAGCUUUCACUGCAUUUGAUAUGUCCGGUCACGGUCGAUACAGAGAUUUAUGGGAGCAUUAUUACAAAGACUGUCACGGAAUAAUAUUUGUGGUGGAUAGCAGCGAUCGAAUGAGAUUGGUUGUUGUAAAAGAUGAGUUGGAUUUGCUUCUGUCACAUCCGGACGUAUGCAACAAGAAAAUUCCCGUUUUAUUUUUUGCUAAUAAGAUGGAUUGUAAGGACUCUUUGAGCAGCGUAAAAAUUGCCGCUGCUUUGGGAAUGGAUAAAAUUAUGGAUAAACCUUGGCACAUCUCAGCUAGUAAUGCUUUAACGGGGGAAGGAUUACAGGAAGGUGUUGAAUGGUUAACACAACAGAUCAGAGAAUACAUUAAUAACAGAAGUCCUUAACAGAAAUGUAAUAUUAAAAGGGACAAAAAUGUUGUUUGAUUUGAAUAAAAUAAAUUGAAUAUG
Molecule: messenger RNA, 706 nt
Organism: Onthophagus taurus
Lineage: Eukaryota; Metazoa; Arthropoda; Insecta; Coleoptera; Scarabaeidae
Gene: Arl6
Product: ADP ribosylation factor-like 6
Molecular function (GO): GTPase activity; GTP binding
Source: RefSeq, a predicted model, not a curated record